This is a messenger RNA of Colletotrichum truncatum, 1308 nucleotides long. Its product is annotated as NADH:flavin oxidoreductase/NADH oxidase. Lineage: Eukaryota; Fungi; Ascomycota; Sordariomycetes; Glomerellales; Glomerellaceae. The record is from RefSeq and is a predicted model, not a curated record. Gene Ontology annotation, molecular function: FMN binding; NADPH dehydrogenase activity; NADP binding. Gene Ontology annotation, cellular component: intracellular anatomical structure.
AUGGUCAAGACCGCAAACAAGCCCGCGGCCGGCGUGCCGUUCUACACCCCCGCCCAGGAGCCCCCUGCCGGCACUCCUCUCGACGCCGCCACGGCCCCGACGCUCUUUCAGCCCCUCCAGAUCCGCGACCUGCGCAUCAACAACCGCAUCUGGGUCUCGCCCAUGUGCAUGUACUCUGCCGACUAUGGCCACAUGACUGAUUUCCACCUCGUGCACCUCGGCCAAUUUGCUCUGAACGGCGCGGCCCUGACCAUCGUUGAGGCUACCGCCGUCGAGCCCCGCGGCCGCAUCUCUCCUGAGUGCCCGGGUCUGUGGCAGGACUCACAGAUUGCGCCGCUGAAGCGCGUCGUCGACUUUAUUCACUCGCAGAACCAGCUCGUCGGUAUCCAGCUGGCGCACGCCGGCCGCAAGGCCAGCACGCUUGCGCCGUGGAUUACCGAGAACCGCGGCAAGGACCUCGCGCACGAGGACGAGGGCGGCUGGCCUAACGAUGUCGUCGCCCCCAGCGCUAUUCCCUACACCGAGGGCUGGGCUACUCCCAAGGAGCUGACCGUCGAGGACAUUCACGAGCUCACCAAGAAGUACGCCGAGAGCGCGAAGCGUGCUGUCGAGGCCGGUGUUGACGUCAUUGAAGUCCACGGCGCUCACGGUUAUCUCAUUACCGAAUUCCUCUCCCCCUUGACCAACAAACGCACCGACCAGUACGGCGGCAGCUUCGAGAACCGCACCCGCUUCCUCUUUGAGACCAUCAAGGCGGUCCGCGACGUUGUCCCCGCCAGCAUGCCCGUCUUCCUCCGCAUCUCCGCGACGGAGUGGAUGGAGUACCAAUCCGAGCCCUCUUGGACCGUCGAGGACACCAUCCGCCUCGCCAAGCUCCUCCCCGAGGCCGGCAUCGACCUGCUCGACGUCUCCUCCGCGGGCAACCACCCGCAGCAGAAGAUUGAGAUCUCGCCGUACUACCAAGUCAGCAUCGCCGGCAAGAUCCGCGCGGCGCUCGAGGCCGACGGCAAGAAGCUCCUGAUCGGCGCCGUGGGCAUGAUCUCCAACGGCGAGAUGGCUCGCAGCAUCGUGCAGGCCCAGAAGGCGCAGCAGCAGGCCAACGGUCAGAACGGCGCGCAGCAGGCGGCCAACGGCGCCGCCACGGUGGAGAUUGACGAGGAGCACGGCCAGGUCACGCAGGCCGACGCCGUUCUCGUCGCCAGGCAGUUCCUGAGGGAGCCCAACUUCGUCUACAAGAUCGCCGACGAGAUUGGCGUGCCCAUCAAGUGGUCUAACCAGUACCACCGCGCGCCCAGGAGAAAGCAUUGA